Molecule: messenger RNA, 1055 nt
Organism: Hordeum vulgare subsp. vulgare (domesticated barley)
Lineage: Eukaryota; Viridiplantae; Streptophyta; Magnoliopsida; Poales; Poaceae
Product: PLAT domain-containing protein 3-like
Exons: 2
Coding region: 178-744 (188 amino acids)
Molecular function (GO): protein binding
Source: RefSeq, a predicted model, not a curated record
AAAACUGCACAGUUUUAAAAGCUCCCGGAUCGGAUCGGCGCCAUGGUGUCACGGUGACAGCCAAGGCCCCACCCCCACGCGGCCUCAUCACCCACUUCCAUUUUAUAUCAUCCGCUCCCCCCCAGCAAUCCCACACAUCCCAACACGUAAGAUCGAACUCGGAUCCGUCCGUCAGCCAUGGCCCGGCUCGCCGCCCUCCUCCUCGCCUUCGCCGUCGCCGUCUCCGCCACCGCGCUGGCGCAUGGCCGCGACCUCCCGACCCAGAUCAAGCUGACCGAGGGCGGCGGCGCGGUGGGAGGCGACAGCCAGGAGUGCGUGUACACGGUGUACGUGCGGACGGGGUCGAUCUGGAAGGCCGGGACGGACGCCAACAUCACGCUGGAGCUCUACACCGCGGGCAACGCCGAGGGCGUGGCGAUCUCGGACCUGCCGUCGUGGGGCGGGCUCAUGUAUCAGGGCCACUCCUACUUCGAGCGCGGCAACCUGGACAUCUUCAGCGGGCGCGGGCCGUGCAUGGCCAGAGCGCCCUGCCGCAUGAGGGUGUCGUCCGACGGCACCGGCGCGCACCACGGCUGGUACUGCAACUACGUCGAGGUCACCGUCACCGGCCCGCACCGCGGCUGCGCCCAGCAGCUCUUCACCGUCGAGCAGUGGCUCGCCACCGACGCUGCGCCCUACAAGCUCGACGCCGUCGUCGACCGCUGCCCCGCCGAUGGCCCCGGCGCCGCCGCCGCCGCCGAGUAAGACCGAGCACGCUGUAUGUACGCCGGCCUCCUCGUGUGUUGUGGUUGGUAACGGCCUGACAGGUAGCAAUAAGCUGCGGGGACGUGCGUGUCGGCCCCGUGAUCCCCGUGGCACGGGGAUUGUAGACUACUACUACUACUUAUUAGUAGAUGAGUUCGUGCUGCUGGUGGCGAAAUAAUUGGGACCUGGUUUGUAAUUGUAUGUGCCAUGAGUGAGAGUUGUGACUAGUUAGUUGCGGUGAUGGUUUUGUAUGUGGUUGAUGUUGGUGAUGGUUAUGUACGUUGUCGAUAUGGCAUCUGCAUUUGUGUGGA